GAGAGACAGAAACAGAGAGACAGAAACAGAGAGACAGAGAGACAGAAACAGAGAGACAGAGAGACAGAGACAGAGAGACAGAAACAGACAGACAGAGAGACAGAAACAGAGAGACAGAAACAGAGACAGAAACAGAGAGACAGAGAGACAGAGAGACAGAAACAGAGAGACAGAGAGACAGAAACAGAGAGACAGAAACAGAGAGACAGAGAGACAGAGAGACAGAAACAGAGAGACAGAAACAGAGAGACAGAGAGACAGAAACAGAGAGACAGAGAGACAGAAACAGAGAGACAGAAACAGAGAGACAGAGAGACAGAGAGACAGAAACAGAGAGACAGAAACAGAGAGACAGAAACAGAGAGACAGAAACAGAGAGACAGAGAGACAGAGAGACAGAAACAGAGAGACAGAAACAGAGAGACAGAGAAGCAGAGAGACAGAGAGACAGAGAGACAGAAACAGAGAGACAGAAACAGAGAGACAGAAACAGAGAGACAGAAACAGAGAGACAGAAACAGAGAGACAGAGAGACAGAAACAGAGAGACAGAGAGACAGAGACAGAGAGACAGAAACAGACAGACAGAGAGACAGAAACAGAGAGACAGAAACAGAGACAGAAACAGAGAGACAGAGAGACAGAGAGACAGAAACAGAGAGACAGAAACAGAGAGACAAACAGAGAGACAGAAACAGAGAGACAGAGAGACAGAAACAGAGAGACAGAGAGACAGAAACAGAGAGACAGAAACAGAGAGACAGAGAGACAGAGAGACAGAAACAGAGAGACAGAGAGACAGAAACAGAGAGACAGAAACAGAGAGACAGAAACAGAGAGACAGAGAGACAGAGAGACAGAGAGACAGAAACAGAGAGACAGAAACAGAGAGACAGAAACAGAGAGACAGAGAGACAGAGAGACAGAAAUAGAGAGACAGAGAGACAGAGACAGAGAGACAGAAACAGACAGACAGAGAGACAGAAACAGAGAGACAGAAACAGAGAGACAGAAACAGGAGACAGAAACAGAGAGACAGAGAGACAGAAACAGAGAGACAGAGAGACAGAAACAGAGAGACAGAAACAGAGAGACAGAAACAGAGAGACAGAGAGACAGAGAGACAGAGAGACAGAGAGACAGAGAGACAGAAACAGAGAGACAGAAACAGAGAGACAGAAACAGAGAGACAGAGAGACAGAGAGACAGAAACAGAGACAGAGACAGAGAGACAGAAACAGAGAGACAG
Messenger RNA from Oncorhynchus kisutch (coho salmon), 1248 nucleotides. RefSeq names its product RNA-binding protein 25-like. NCBI's taxonomy places the organism in Eukaryota, Metazoa, Chordata, Actinopteri, Salmoniformes, Salmonidae. The transcript has a single exon. The annotation marks the transcript as partial. The record is from RefSeq and is a predicted model, not a curated record.